UCUAGCAAUUUUCCGUCGAGGAAGGAAAGUGUCCUCCGCAUAACGGGGUGUAGUGAAUUCUUUGCGAACGUGUGUUGCGCCGUAUGUUGUGUGGCUGGGUUUUUGAUUGAUUGUGUUUGGGUGCGUUGCCGUGCGUGCUAGCCUUUUCCCAUACGUACCAUAUUCAGCCCAGUGCCUUCGACCGUAGCUCGACGGAUUCCAAAACAAGUUGCGUUGCUGCAAACAAUCUUUGUCAUCGGGUGUCACCGCCAGUGCCAGGUGGGGCGGAUACGCUAGCAGCAGGUGAACCGUAUUGAGCAAAUUGACCACAACGCUGCGGAGAAGAAGGUGAUCAGUGCGACCAGCAUAAUACAUAAGAAGAAAAGCGCUGCAAAAUGUUAGCUCUUCUCAAUCGCAUCCUGGACUGGUUCAAAAGUCUCUUCUGGAAGGAGGAGAUGGAGCUAACACUCGUCGGUUUGCAGUAUUCCGGCAAGACAACCUUUGUCAACGUAAUCGCCUCAGGACAGUUCUGUGAGGACAUGAUUCCAACCGUUGGCUUCAACAUGCGGAAAGUAACGAAGGGAAACGUCACGAUUAAGGUGUGGGAUAUCGGCGGCCAGCCACGUUUCCGGUCCAUGUGGGAACGGUACUGCCGGGGUGUGAAUGCAAUCGUGUACAUGGUGGAUGCAGCGGAUUUGGAUAAAAUGGAAGCAUCGCGCAAUGAACUGCACUCGCUGCUCGAUAAACCGCAGCUAGCCGGCAUUCCUGUGUUAGUGCUUGGUAACAAGCGGGACAUUCCCGGUGCACUGGAGGAGACUGGGCUGAUCGAUAGAAUGAAUUUGUCUAGCAUACAAGAUCGGGAGAUCUGUUGUUAUAGUAUUUCUUGCAAAGAAAAGGAUAACAUCGACAUCACCCUGCAGUGGUUAAUCGCCCACUCGAAGAGCCAAAGUCGUUAAACAGUGGUACUAGAAUCAAAAUAAGCUCUAAAGUGUAUGUGCGUGCGUGUAUGUGUGUAUGUGCUGUUAGGCCAACCCUUGGGGUAAACUUCUGGGUCGUAACAAUCUGCAAGAGGAACACACAAAUCCAACCAACCAACAGAAAAAUCUCAUAUUGUACACCGUCGAGGCGCCUGUCUCAACCGUUAACAGCUAAUAGUAAUAUGCUGCAGAUCGCAACAAAGGAAUUACCAAAUGGAUUUGGGUGCAACGUGGUGGAGAGAAGAUCAAUCAUUAGCAGCUAUCUCGUGGGCUUAGUGUUCUGUGAGGUAAGCGUAUGCAGUUUUGUUUUGGCAUAGCACAGUUAUGCUUUAAAGGCACUAUGCUGGUGUAAAAAUUAAAACAGUCCCUGCGGCGCAACGGAUCCUAUCCACGGAUCCGUAUUGCACUAGAUUUGUAUUAUCGGUACAGAUUGUGGUGAUGUGAAGUACUGUAGUUCGCCAUCGCCAGACGCCUAAAACUAGAAAUCGUAGCAAUUGCUCUCAACCAUCACCAACACAAGAACAACGCGAUUUUGCUAAGCUAACGAAAAUCCACUAGAAAAUCCCGACGCCUAGACAAAGACAAAACAAACAGAAAAGCGAAACUGCUGCGAUAACACUGAUUAGUCAGAUAGUAGUGCCGGAACCAAUUUAGCGCAGCAUUGUUAUCGUUAGGCUGUUGUGCGCCAAUCGCACAUUGUGAUCGUCAGUGCAAUGCAGAAUUUGUCGCUACAAGCACAAUAGAAGUGCAAUGUAUAUUCAAUCACAAUGUGCUGAUUCGCCAUUUGCCGCGGUUGUUAACCGAUAUUCAUGUUUGCUUCCGAAUCAAUGGGUUAUUAGGCGAAAGGAUAGGAGAUCUAUCGAGAUAUUCGAGAUGAUUUCCAAACCAAGAGUUUCACCGUGCUAGAACUAAGUGGAAAGUUACUGAAAUGUUACAUUGAAUUAAUUAGCAGCGUAUGCCAGUUCUUUUUAAUGCGAACUAGUAGCAGUUUCACCGUAUGAAUACCUACGCAAAGCAGUGAGACAAAAGCGUGAAUGUAGAAUGAGCGAAUGAUAUUAGAGCGUAAGUGUAAGUGCGAAUCGUAACGAAUGAAUGAAUUUGUGUGAGCAUCUGCUAGAGAAAUAUGUUUCAUUUGAAAAUAGAUAAAACGAAACGCGAUAUAUAAGCUAACCCAAAUAAUCGCAAAACAAAAUUAAUCUUACGUUUUCUGUUAAAACUGGGUUUGAAGCAAUCAGAGUUAACCGAGUGGUGUUCAGUUUUGCACAGUUCUCGUCUGGUUCGAAGUGAACAAACAGGGAGUUAUUUUGUUUCCAUCUUUGAAUUUUACUUCUAAGACUAGACGUAAUUAUUUCCAUCCAAUGCUUUCGAUUAUUGUUUUUCUUCUGAAAUUUUAUUUAAUUUGUGUAUUGUGCAACCGAACCAUAUUUUGAAAUCGUGCCGAGGUCAUGAUUCAUGAUCCAUGUAAUUUUGUUUUCCAUCUCUUGUGAUUUGUAUAUGUAUAAUUUUGUUAACCUUUCAAAUAGAAUACAUUAUAUUACCAUGAUGCUAUACUAUCUACCCAAAACAAGAUACAACACAAACACGAUUUCCCUGAGUUGUCGUGAUAAUGGCGAGUGUUGCGCAAUCACCGUCACGAAUAAAAAUUCAGUACAUAAUUUAAAAAAAGUAAUCUAAACUUGAAAAAGGAACAGUUAGAUAGUAGCGAUUUGAAAUAUGAAAAAAAGGAACAAACACUGGCUAAGACAAGAAAGAGAGAUAGAGAAAGAAAGUGGUAAAGUGGCGUUCGUAACAACAAAAGCAAAAGUAAAUCAACAUUGCUGCGGGAAGGGGAAAAGUAGUAACUAUCUUGAUACCAAUAAUAACAACCAAUAGAAGUUGAAGUGUAUAUAUUGACAACCAUAAAAUUAUAACGCAAAUCAUAUAUUAAAAAAGAAUAAAUCAA
Anopheles moucheti is the source of this 2898-nucleotide messenger RNA. It is a transcript of the gene Arl8, whose product is annotated as ADP-ribosylation factor-like protein 8. The transcript is spliced from 4 exons. The coding region runs from base 375 to 935 and encodes 186 amino acids. Lineage: Eukaryota; Metazoa; Arthropoda; Insecta; Diptera; Culicidae. The record is from RefSeq and is a predicted model, not a curated record. Gene Ontology annotation, cellular component: lysosomal membrane. Gene Ontology annotation, biological process: anterograde axonal transport; protein transport. Gene Ontology annotation, molecular function: GTP binding; GTPase activity.